Molecule: messenger RNA, 330 nt
Organism: Rangifer tarandus platyrhynchus (Svalbard reindeer)
Lineage: Eukaryota; Metazoa; Chordata; Mammalia; Artiodactyla; Cervidae
Source: the annotation of a GenBank genome assembly
AUGCACGUAGUCAUUCCUGUGUUUUCCAACCCCACUACAGGUCCUCCUUCUGCCUGGCCAGGCACUGAUGACCCCUCAGCCACACUGACUUGCUCCAAGUGGGACCUAAUGGAUAUGUGGCUCCUACCUGUGGGCGUGGCUUCCCCCGGGCUGGAUAGGGAUAAGAACCCUAGGUCUAGCUUUUACUCAUGGCUUCCUAUUUUCAGGGGAUUCCCUGGUGGCUCAGACGGUAAAGCGUCUGCCUACAAUGCGGGAGACCUGGGUUUGAUCCCCGGUUGGGAAGAUCCCCUGGAAAAGGAAAUGGCAACUCACUCCAGUACUCUUGCCUAG